Echinostoma caproni is the source of this 1221-nucleotide messenger RNA. The record is from the annotation of a GenBank genome assembly. Lineage: Eukaryota; Metazoa; Platyhelminthes; Trematoda; Plagiorchiida; Echinostomatidae.
CUUGAUGGCUCAGCUCGUAAACCGAGUCAUCUGGUCUCGCCCGCGGUUCGAUCUGCAAGCAAUCUACCCGUGCUGGGCAGUCGAAUCCCAUCCGUCUCACAUACGGCCGUUCGUGCUAGUGGAUUGCCCAGAGCGACAUGUAUCACAAUGGGGCCAUCACAACCGUCUCCACAUACAGCCACACCACCGACGUCUACGACGCGAAUCCCAAACAGCAAUAACAACACAACGGACACACAUACGGCCACGGUUACAGAUUUACUUGUGGAGGGUGCUGAGCUUUCAAAACAAGCGAACGGACCAUCUGGUCAUCCUCGCCGAACGGGACCGAUUUCAGCCUCACCACUAACCUCACGAAAUCCACGUGCGGGAACUAACGCGAAUACACCUGCUGUCUCGACAACUUCAAGCUCCGCUAAGCCAAGUGGUCUCCGAGUCCCGUCCGCUCUCGGUGCUCACAGAUCCGCGAUGACCUGCCCACCGUCUGCCUCGAGCCGUUCCCUGGCUUCAAGUCGAUCUGCCUCGACAACCGGUUCCAUAAAUAAUCUUACCUCAACCACGCAAGCACAUCGCGCCCAGGCCGUAUCCGCACAAUCCGUAUGUGCUGCCUUGAACAAACGGGAACGGAGUAUUGCGAUCGCGAAACCAAUGGUUCGACCUCAACCAACUGGUACUUCUCACACGGCUAAACCACCCUCUCUCUCGACUACCUCGAUCCCGUCGAGUGUGGCCCAUUCCAUGACACCGAUAUCAACAACUAAGUCACGUAUUGGGAGCGGUGGCAUUCCAAUGUCAAAUACGGCACUCUCAUCCACGCUAACCAAUGGCUGCACAGUGUCCUCGGAAGCCCCUAAACCUAUCCGAGGAGGUCGCAAGUCACUCACUGGUCGCAAACCGGAUUCACGUCAAGUGCCGAAUAAUGUCCAAGUCAAGGCAGUUUGCAAGCCCAAACCCGUUUUGAACCAUGUGGAACCUAUUGAGAAUGGGAUCGGUGCACCAACGCCUGCUGGACAAACUACCGCAUCAACUUCAUCCAACUCCAGCUCGUCAUCACCGUACAAUACGACUCGGUCGGCAAAAUCAGUCAAGCACGGCCUGGAGAAUAAGAAUGCUGAUGUGGACUCGUUUUCAAACGGGAUCGUAACGGACUCGAACCAGGGUAAUGCAAAUGGAAUGUGGAUUGUGCGUGGCGAGUUGGGUGUGGUGAACGGCUUGAAGUGA